UCUGUUUGUGCGUGACGUCACAACAUGGCUGCCAUGAAGGCCCACUUGCUCGAAUUUGCCUUGUAGUUUUUGCGGAAUAUCUCUGCUGAUUGUUAAUACCAUUCCUCCAAAUUUGGGGAACAGAAACCUGAGGCACCACAGGCUCUAUCGGAGUGGAAAUGGGGAAAGGCAGUGCAACAUCCACCUCCCAGGACAACAACAAGGGUAAUGGUAGUGGCGACAGACUGAAUCUAGUGCUGGAGUGUGAGACUGAGGACCUCUCAGAUGCACAACUCACAAGGAUACAGUCACUCAAGGAUGAAGCGCUGAGGCUACAGAAGCUUAUCCAAAACAGUACUAAGCAGAAAGCAAAUGAGAUAACAACAACUCCAACCCUUGUCAAUGGCACUGGUAUCCCAUCAGUCACUACUGCCCUCACCAAUGGGCCGAGUGUGGUGGGGCUUCAGGUGCCACAGUUCCUCAUACUCCAGAAUGGACAGAUGCUUGCUACCAGCUCUGCCCUCCAGCCAACCUCCAUCAACUCAACCAAUCCAGCCAGCACAUUCCCCAUUAGCAGCGUGCCUGGCAGCAUCAACCCCACUCUCACCUUCAAGACCACAACCAGCCGGGGACAUAACAACCAACUUACUACUGCUGUCACCCGGCCUCAGAUUCGUGUUGUUCCCCUGGAGUCAGUCAGCACUGGGAAGAAAAGCAACGACUCCUCCCCGGCAGUAUCGACAGCGUCUGCAGCAGUUGUAUCAGCAGCACCAGCUACCAGCAUCAGCAAUAGCAGUGAUGACAUACAGGUUCUUAGUGAACUUAGAGUUUCAGCCCAAGGAACAUCCGCAGCAUCCCGCAGCUUGAGGGACGUGAGGAUUCCUCUUGCGUCAGGCUCUACCAGUGCCACAUCCAGUGCAACUAACCUUAACACAGUCAAGACAGCAUCCACCAGCUCUGCCAGUGGUAGCAAUGACAUUAUUGCUAUGAGUAGUGGCAACAGUGUCACCAGUACCAGGACCAGCACCAACACUGCUGCUUCCACAAAUGUCACUUCACUUUCCUCCACAACCUCAUCUGCAUCUUCUAAUAUAAGCCUCAAAUACCCUAUGCUCAAUGUUAUUGCCCGCCCAAGGAACACUCUUCCACCCGCUGUUGCCAUGUGCCAGCGUAAGGAGCUAGACACCAGGGUGAAGCUGGUGCUGGUCAAGUCUCCACAGGAGUUUGUAGAGUGGCUGUUGAGCAAGGGGCUAAUCCGCACCUCACAGAGCUGCACCGUACAUAAGGUGCAGCACACACAACAGCCAUACAGGCUCAAAUUGGGGAUGUUUUCGGACCCCAAGGCCUUGGCAACAAGUGGAGGCUACGUAUGGAUCAGUGAGUGUUGUGGGAAAAAAUAUGUUUCUGUCUACAGUGGCUCCAUCUUUGGCUCUACACCAAUUGAUAAGGUGGCACCAACAUCAGUCUUGAAGCUUGUUUACCACUGGUCCUGCCAGACCUCAAUCAGCAAUGUGGAAAACUGGGUUAAGGUUGAAAAGACAUUCAUCAACAAGAUAUUCCAGUACCUGAGGUGUGUGUGUUCAGUCAUGCUGCAGGACAAGGUCUAUGACUUUGGCUUUGAUGCCACGACGGUGGAACUUGGCAUUGUCAGUCUCGGCACUAGCACUGCAGACGGCACCAAGAAGGCUGUGAAGGUGGAGAUCCUUGGGUUGUAUGACCGGAAAAUGAAGUCGUACCGCCUGUUUGCCUCUGAGCCUGAGCCAGGCAGUUCCUCACGCCAGAGAUUCAUACGCAUCCUGAAACCUUUGGAGAAUGUGGUUCACACCAACGCUCUCAUCCUCUGUGACCAGUCUGUUGAUCGCAACUGUUUGUACAACAUGAGUUACACAAGAGUUAAUGUGUGUGAGACCAGUGAAAUUGAAGACAGCCCUCAGUUCAAUGCCAAAAUCAUGGCAUAUCUUCGAAGGCACGUCCCUAAAAUGUUUCAGAGUGCCUUGUCCCAGCUUAACUUGCAGCAGGUUCAGCUGGUACUGGAUGAGCUAUGCUGGCGGGAACGAUAUGGCCACUGUGCUGCCCAGGCUUACAAUAACAUGAUUGAGCACAUAACCUACCUCACUGCCAGGGAAGCUGAGAAUCCUGGAGUACUUCACCUGCUGGACUAUGUGGCAAACAACCCCCUACGCAACUGGCGCUACAAGACCCAACAUACCCCCAAGGGUCCCACCACCCUUCAGCCCUCCAUCAUCAUGAACCCAGCCUCCACCAAUACCUCUCUCCCCACCCAGCUCAUCAUGGAUCCAAGCACUGUAGCUCAGACACCCCUGGAACACAAUAACAAAGUUUUGCUCACAACCAGGAAAGUCCCAGUGCCACCAGUUGUAUCCCCAACCAACACAGUGUCGAUCCCUUCCUUGAACACCAAGCAGGAGUCCACCGAACUAGAGCCCUUCUAUUAUGGCCAGAUCCAGGGUGAUACCACUCUCGGACAUGAGCUCAACAGCACAAAGUUCAUCUGCCAUAUCUGCCAGGAAGAAUGUGAGAACAACAUAGCUUUCUAUACCCACCUCAAAAUACACCUGAACCGUAGUGCUUCAUAUUCCGAGAACAAGCUGUGCUGUGACUAUUGCCUUGACAUUUUCUCAAGUCAGGAGAAGAAGAUCUUCCACCAGCGAGUCAAACACAUGCACCUGGAUGGAAGGUUAUUGUGGUGCCGCAUCUGCACUGAAGGCUUCAGCAGUGAGUACAACCUUGUCAACCACAUGGCCAAGAAGCACUAUGAGAGUGAGUUGCCGUAUAGAUGUGAGGUUUGCAAUUUUGUUACUUCCAUCUUCUACAGCCUCAUCGAUCACUUCAACAAUGAGCACAAAAACACAUCUUAUGUCCAGUGCCACUUUUGCCUUUCUGUCAGUUCCAUAACUCCAACCUCUGCCUCCACCUUCCCACAGCGGAUGUACCAGCACAUGCAGAAACACCUACACCAACAAACACGUUGUAAGCAGUGUCAGCUAGUCUUCUUCACCAAGCACUUCAUGGAUGAACACAAGAGGAAGGACCAUAUUAGUCGUUUCAACUUCCCAGGCUUGCAACGAUUCAAGAUCCCGGCUGGUCAGAAGACCCGCCUCAUGUUCCGGCCUUGGAUCAAGCGCCAGUCUCCCGCAGGAAGUCCCAAAAGCAGCUCCCAAUCCCUUGCCCCACCGGUGGCCCUCUCCUCCACCCUGCAGUGGCAUGACUUGAAGAUGGAGAUCCCUGACCCAGAGGAUCACAGAUGUCUAGAAUGUUUCUCCAAAUUAUCCCUAAGUGACCACUUUAAAUCGUACAUGAAGUGCACACGCUGCAGCUACUCCACAUGCUGCCGCUACAUGAUCACCCGGCAUGCAGAGGGAUUCCACCCUCAGGGACGCACCAAGAAGAAGAAGUACAAGAUAGGGCAUCCCAUCAUCCUCCCAAAGCCCCUCUUCUGCAUCUGUGGCUUCAGCUCGCGCAGUGGCAACCAUCUAGCACGACACCUGAUGACAUGUGAAGGCGGAAGGAAGUCAGCCUACCCAUCAGUGUCUGAUGCAAUGGUGUAUCAGGGCGAUUUGACCAACAGCAUGCUGAGUCUGGCGUCACUCAGCUUUGACACCAUUGGCACCCUGGCGUCUGUCAUACCUGAUACUCCCUUGGUACUCCCUGAUACUUCCCUCCAGCCACCCACUCUUGACAUGACGCACUUUAUGAGUGUGUCCAUGGAUGUAGAUGAAACAUAAACUCACUUAUGCACCCCCCCCUCUUCUCUCUUUCUCUCUCUCUCUCUCUCAAAUUUUAUCAUGUCCUUUCCCUAUAGCAUCUGUUUGUAUGCUAUUCUGUGAAGAAAAUGAUGUUCAGUCUGGCUCUGGUAUGUGAAAGGUUUAUUGGUCAGAGAUGGAUGUUUUUGUGAGCCAAGCUCCUAAUUGGCUUAAUUUUGUAAGCCGCCCAAAAGGUGUGUGUGUUUGUUUGUAUGCCCACUUUUAGUGCUUAAGUUGGUCAUUGUAGCACUGGUGUGUAGGUUCUUUUGUAUUUGUUUGUGUGAUUGUGUGCAGUUGAUCAAUUACUGGUGUAAUAGCAAGUAGCAGCUGGUCUUCUUAUGAUUUACAUUCAUCGUAAAUAAUCCAUUUUCAUCCCGCAGAACUGAAGAUGAAGGUGUGUUGUAGCCUUAGGGUAAAGUAGCUGAUAUAUUUUAUAGACCUGAAUUAAACUCUUAUACAUACUAAUGAAUACAUUGUCAUAUUUUUUUAUCUGACAACAUUUUUCAAACAUAACCAAGUCAUUAUAAGCUUAUUGUUGUCUAACUUCAGUGUUACGAUUUUAAAAUAUGCCAGUAACCAGUCAGUCUGGUGUGAUGCCUACUCAGUGCUCACACUGGUCAAGUCCAUUAACAGUAACAGGUCUUCCUCGUUAUAAGACUGGAUUGUUCCUUAAAAAAUUAUCAAACACCAAUAGUAUUAUAACAUAAAUUUAAUGGGGAUGCAUUCCUAGCCAAUCUAAAAUGAAAGUGUGUCAACACAAGAUAAAUAUUCAGAUGAAAAGGUUAAAGAACAUAAAAACAUAAUGAAAUAAAGGCUGCCACCUGCUGCCAUUCUUCAUGAUGGUGGUUUAGAAUGUCCAGCUUCACUUCCACAACAUUAGGAUUUUUUUAUUUUGCCCUUGGCACUGGUAGACUCACUUCCACUAUACCUAGAUGCCAUUUUUACUGUAACAAUAAGAAGAUAUCAAAUACAACACUUUGUGGCUAGCAAAACACAGGAAAACAUAUGAAUGGGUACAACUGCUGCUAGUGAUUAAGUGAAUUGGAGAUAGGGAACGGUCCCUGGUGUGUGGUGUAUUCACAUGGUCGCACCACCACUGCAAUGAUCAUGUUAUUGUAUCACCACUGUCAGGCAUAGUCAUCAUGUACGACCAAUCCCAGGCAGAUCAUUUAACUGAUCAAAUUUUUGAUAGGGAAAGUUCAAGAUUGUGAAAGUGAUGACUGUAUAUAUGAUGAUAAGGGUGAACAUUAUAAUUGAUGUGCCAUUGACUACAUGACCCAGGUUGGUGGCCUGACAACACCUAUUAUUUAUAGACACAAGUAUCACGUCACAUCCCACUCACUAUGUCACAGUAAUUAGUUUAUGGUAUGGUGGCUAACUACUAUCCAUAAGUUCCUAAAGUUGAUGUGGCAGCUCAAACUCUGGACAGAUUGUUCAGCUAAUUCAUCCCCUCAUCUGCCCUUCCAGGCCUCUAUGCCAUUUUAUUUAUGCUCCAUGCAGUGUUAUGCUACGUUAAUCAUAAAUUUACUACUUUAUUGAGACUGCUUGACAUUUAUCUAGUGGAUAUGGCUCAGCAAAUUGUGAAAUUUUAAUGCCCCCUGAAAGCUGUGACUGAUCUUAUUGUGGUAUGUGUUUGAAAGAUACUUGAAGACAAUAUUCAGAUGGCUGAAGACAGGACCAACAUAAUUUUUAUUUUCUUCAAUGUAUCAGUUUAUCAUAUUUCAUGUGAUCUUCACCAGGCAAUGGAAAAACUACAUUUAUCGUAAUUUUAUUCUGGAAUGUGUAGAAAUGUACAUUUUAUACUAGUGAUUUUAUAUGCAACUUUUUUUUUAUAAACAAAAGAACAGCUUGUAUGCAGCAGGGAUACUUGUGUGAAUAACCGUUUUUUGCUAUUGAUGGUAAAGGAAUAUAAAAGGUCAAUGUGGCCGAAAUACCUGACAACAAUGAGGUUGUGUUAAGUUAAUAUACAACCAUGGGAAGCUCCAGGAAUGAACAGAAUGUCAGAGCAAUAGAUGGGUAAAUAUUAGUAUGUACAAUGUACAUUUUAUUAGUCUUCAGUUAAAAAAAAACUGUACAACUAGCCAGUGUAAGGCUAGCACUACACUUUGAACAGUGUAAAUUGCAAGCAGUUUGUCACUGGAUUCAUAACUGUCUGCUCCAACCCUGUACAUAAGUCACAUCCAGACCAUGAAAAUGUUUAAAUAAACAGGAGGAAAUCAAAUUGCAAAUGUAUUUGGGGUCUAAAGUGGAUCUGCUGUAACCAUUCCACAUAUUGUUACAAAUUUAUGAUGCUCCUGAAUAAACUUUUUUUUUUC
Messenger RNA from Eriocheir sinensis (Chinese mitten crab), 6058 nucleotides. RefSeq lists its product as uncharacterized. The transcript is spliced from 25 exons. Bases 159 to 3725 code for a protein of 1188 amino acids. Gene Ontology annotation, cellular component: chromosome. NCBI's taxonomy places the organism in Eukaryota, Metazoa, Arthropoda, Malacostraca, Decapoda, Varunidae. Gene Ontology annotation, molecular function: chromatin insulator sequence binding; DNA-binding transcription factor activity, RNA polymerase II-specific; RNA polymerase II cis-regulatory region sequence-specific DNA binding. The record is from RefSeq and is a predicted model, not a curated record. Gene Ontology annotation, biological process: regulation of transcription by RNA polymerase II.